AUGGAAAGAAGUGUAACCUUUUUCGGAUUGGAAACUAUCAAUAGAGUGUCAUUCCUAAGGGACGACGAGGUUUUCAUCAAGCAAGCGUUCGAACAUGGAAGUACUCAGUUUGUACCGUUUAUCAAUGGGGCAGCAUUCGCAACUGAGACUAGUGACAAGUCUGGUACCAAUUUAUUAAUGUUAGGACAUCAAGGUUGUCCUAACUACUCGGAAUGGCCAGGCUUACUAAACAAGAUAAGAUCUGUCAUGGAUACCGAGAGAGGAUGGUUAGUUGAAUCCGGGUUCACAAUAACGUUUUUAGGGUUGAUGGAUGGUGACAGCAGUUUUUCUUACAAGGAGUACACCGGUACCCCAUUGUUUGCCAUGGAUUUGCGGCCAGCGUCCGAUACUCUAGUUCAAAAGUCGGAGACAAAGUUCAUACUAGAUCAAUACGAACCACUUGGGAGGAUGCAAGCAUUCAACCUAAGCAAUGAAGUUGCUUCGCUCUUCUCUCAUGCAAACAUGUACUUAGAUUGGCUGAGAAAGUUUUUGUUUUGUCCCGGAUGUGCAUCGAAAGUAUUUCCUGUCCAUGGUGGAACCAAAUUACAAUGUGGAAAUAACGACGAAUCUGUUAAAUGCUCGGUAAGGGACGCAGCUGUUUCAAAUGUGUGUUUCCCAAGAACAGAUCCAGUGGUCAUUGUUGCAAUCGUAGACAGAUGUUUCUCAAAAAUAUGUCUCGCAAGAUCAAGAAGAAAGCACGGUAACGCGGUAAUGUAUUCCACCAUCGCUGGUUUCAUGGAACCUGCAGAAACUGUGGAGCACGCUUGCCAGCGUGAAAUAUGGGAAGAAACUGGUAUUAAAGUUGAACUAAAUGAUGUGGAUAUCCUUUUCACGCAACCUUGGCCGUAUCCCUGCAACUUGAUGAUUGGUUGCCUUGGUUUGAUCGAUUUUAAUGGUGACAAUGAGAUAAUUAAUUUAGAACAUGAUAAAGAAUUGUUGGAUGCCCAAUGGUUCGAGAUGGAACUUGUGUCUCAGGCCUUUGAAAGGUACGGUAAAGCACCAAAGGGAUUGGUAAAUUUUGAUGACAGGAUCACUUUCCCUGGUGAUACAGCUAUCGCACAUCAAUUGAUAGAGCAUGCUGUAAUCAAGUACAAAAGAUUUAACGGACAUUUGUAA
Messenger RNA from Kluyveromyces lactis, 1155 nucleotides. RefSeq names its product NAD(+) diphosphatase (gene NPY1). Gene Ontology annotation, biological process: NAD+ catabolic process; NADP+ catabolic process. Bases 1 to 1155 code for a protein of 384 amino acids. The record is from RefSeq and is a predicted model, not a curated record. Lineage: Eukaryota; Fungi; Ascomycota; Saccharomycetes; Saccharomycetales; Saccharomycetaceae. Gene Ontology annotation, molecular function: NADH pyrophosphatase activity; metal ion binding. The transcript has a single exon. Gene Ontology annotation, cellular component: cytosol.